GUUCGCGAUAUCGAGUGCGCGAGUGUGUGAGUGCCCGUCCGUCCGUCUCUGGCUGUGGUGCAGGCUGCCCUUUGGCGGCGCUCGCCUCAUGCGAGUGAGAGGGAGCGAGUGAGAUAGAAACAGUGACUCGGUGCGAUUCCUCGCGGGAAGGACUCCCGCACGACUGAGAACGGGUUAACCCCCGAGAGCGAGGAGAGGACGGGUAUUAAGUGCCCGCGCGAGCGCGAGUUGUGUGUGUCGCGGCUAUAUACCACAGAGAGAUAUAUAGCCCCGGACAGAGUGAACGAGAGAGACGGAGCGAGAGUCUCGGAGAGGUGUGUUGUGUGCGAUCGCAGGACGACGAAAGGUGGUUCCUCGCGAGUGUGUUGAGUGCGUCGGCGGAUUGAUACGCAUCGUGUCAGGGCUGUGCGACGUUAUUGAAUAGUUCGCGCAGCGGCUCGUACAGCGGCGGCACAUAAGUCGAGAGUAGCAGCAGCAGCAGCAGCAGCAGCAGUGUGCAGCCGCAAGAGAGGAUGGAGGAGAAGCCAUGACGCACCCCUCGCAUCAGACUAACGGCGCCAGCUUGGAGGACUGCCACACCAACUUCUUCGCACUGACGGACCUCUGCGGGAUAAAAUGGAGGAAGCUGGUGUGGGGCGAGGUGGCAGGCGGCUUCGGCGGCAAUCUGCUGGAGGACCCGGUGCUGUCGAGCUUCUCGCGUUGCCUGCAGGGCGACAUCCUCUGCGUCUGGAGGCGAGUCUCGGCUUCCCAGGCCCAGAAUGCCCAGAUGGGCAACCCCUUCGACAUCAACUCGAUUGCCCCGUCGCCUGCGCCGCCACCCCUCUCCCUUCAAGCUGCCAAGGAGCUCUGGAUAUUCUGGUACGGCGAGGAGCCAGACCUCACAGGACUCGUCUCCCCCGAACUCAUCGCUUGUGAAAGCGAACAAGGUUCAUGGGAGAGCGGUCUGUCGUACGAGUGCAGGUCGCUACUGUUCAAGGCCCUGCACAACCUCAUCGAGAGAUGUCUACUGUCGCGGGAUUUUGUGCGACUCGGAAAAUGGUUCGUCCAACCCUACGACGGCUUCGAGAAGCAUCGAUGCUCGAGCAGCCACCUGUCGUUCUCCUUCGCUUUCUUCGUGCACGGCGAGAGCACGGUCUGCGCGAGCGUCGAUGUGCGGCAACAUCCGGCGGUCAGACACCUGACGAGGGCCUGUCUUCAGCGAACCCAGACGUCUCAGUCGCCGGUCAAAGUGAUCCUCGCACCGUACGGUCUGGCAGGUACACUGACGGGCCAGGUGGGUCGUCUCGACUCCCAACUCCUCGACGAGUGGAAGUCCUUCUACCCGAUCAACAGCUCUGGUCUGGAACCAGGCCUGCCGGCCCUCGUGGAGGUCCUCGUAGGCGGUGUCCGCAUGCGCUACCCAUCCUGCUACGUCCUCGUGACCGACAUGGAUGAGAGCCCGGUCAUGAUGAGCAUGACGAGCGGAGGUAGUGGCUGCGGAGCCCCAGCGGGCCUCGGUCCUAGCAGUGUCACAGUCAACGGCGUUGGCAUCGAGAUCACCAUGCCCUUGUCGCCUCCUAACAGUCCGGCUAGCUACGAGCAUCCGCUAUCGAUGCAGAGGGACUUGGGUCCAGCUACCGAGCUGCCCGAGAGGGUCUGGGCCGAGUGUAUCGUUGGCGCGAGGGCCAGUAGCCCGUCUCGACAAGCUGGAAAACAGCUCAACAACGGAGAGGCCAACGAGCCCAACGGAGGAUGGAACUUUGUUGAUCCUACCCUCAAGUCUUCCUGCAGCUGCUCCAAAGACAGGCAUGGCCGGGACGAUCGCUCGAGGUCGCGCAGCGGCGGCGGAGGAGGAGGACGGAAGCAAAGGUCGUACGAGCAGGAGGUUAAGCAGAUCGGUUACAGGUGCACGUCCAGCCCGCUGGCCGGUUGGAAGGGUGGCGGCAGUCUCGGCAGCAGCAGCAACUUCAACAGCUCGUCCUCGAAUCCCAGCGGCGGAGGAAAGUCAGAAAGGACGAGCAGCGGGCGCAGGAUACCGGUGCCGUUCCACCGGCGCUCGACUCUCCACUGGGACUCGCCGAGCGCUGCUGCCGCCGCCCCCUCGUCCUCUUCUACUUCUGCGUCGUCGUCGUCCGUUUGCCCUUCUUCCGUUGCCCCCGCUAAUACCCCAAGGGUGUCGGUGAGUCGUCCGGACGCACCAAAAACGCCACCAGAUGGUGGGCCACCUUCCUACCCUCGGGGAGGUCCUCCGACGGGAGGUGACUGUCUGCCGGUACCGUCGGUGGGUUCACCCGGUUCUCCAGCGCCGUCGCCGUUGCCAACUCCUCACUCGGAACCGCCAGCGAGUAUACCACCGGCUGAUGCCCAAAACCCGGCCCAGCAAUCCAUCGCCGGUCCAGCGGGUGCUCCCGGGAGUCCACAGGUGCAGCAGCAGCAGCAGCAGUCGAUGAGCCAACCGGCGAUCAACCUUCUGCAGCCGCCGCUCACUCCGUCACAGGGCGGCCCGAAGUCGAUACCCUCGAGCAACACGCAGGUGCCAAGCCCGGCUAUUCCCAGCUCCGUGACCUCGACGUCGACGCCCAUCAACCCACAACAACAGCAGCAGCAGCAUCAGCAGCAGCAACAACAGCAGCAACAGCAUCCUCAGCAGCUAGUGGUUCAGGCGCCACCGCCACCGACGCUCAAGCGGCCACUGCUCACUUCGAAAGAGUACGAGGGUGCGCUGCUAGACGACGAACAGCCGCUGCCCUGGCUGUACGACUACUCGACACAAGAGGCAUGGCUUAACCACCCGGUCAAGAGACUCAAGGGCACACCUUUGGGUCCAGCCAGUUUGCGCCACAAUCAGAGCCUCUAUCCGCCGAUGAACCCGUCUUCCUGCACUGCUGUUGGUCAGUCCAAUCUGCUUGGCGAAAAUGGACCUAUGGGUCAGGCGAUGCAAGCGCAAGGCCAACAGCCUAUGCUCGAAAUAAAGCAGGAGCCCGGCACGAUGUCGGGGGAAUGUAUAGGCGGAAGACCGGACCCUUAUGAAUUUGACGCAAAUGGUGAAGAAAACGGCACUGGCGUUGACGGACUUAAAAGGCAAAGGGACGAACCUAAGCCAAGCUCUCUAUUCACUAGUGAAGGUCUUCAAGCAUCGUACAAAGAUUUAGAUCAAAUUUUCGAUAAUUCCGAUCCUGAUACUUCCAGCGACGAAACUAACCUGAACCAACUGCAAGUGCAAACGCCCCCGGGCUCGAACAAAUCCGGUGGCGGUGGCGGACACGACGGCUCGGACGUUCGGCUGGAUAGCACGACUUCGAACUCCGGUGCCUCGGGCGCUAAUACGUCAUCUAGCUCUGGCAAACACAGCUCUUCCUCGUCCUCUUCUUGCAAUCGGGGUGUAGGCGUAUUACGGCCCGAAGAGCUCUCCAAGAUGUUUCCGACGCCGCCGUCGCUUGAGCACAACCCGGUGGCCUCGCCUUGCCAACUCGGCGACCCUAGCCUCGAGCAAACUGACCUAACUUCUGCAGCGGCCUCAGCGGUAGCAGCGGCUAGUGGUACGCAAAUCGUCCAGCAACAUCAACAGCAGCAACGUCAGCUGCAACGACAGUUGCCGGACAUCUAUCCAAACAUGGGCUCACCGCCUGAGGAGCCAAUUGAUGAUUGGUCUUACGUCUUCAAACCGCCCACCAUGUGCAAACUUGUUGGAUCGUCCAAAUAUGCACCCCUUACUAACCUGCCCAGUCAAAGCUUGCCGCCCGUUACUCUACCGGCUCACUGCGUCUACAGGACGUCCUGGCAGUGUAGUAACGCUAACGCUAAUCAAAAUAACCAAGAUAAGUCUUCGCAGCCAACUCGGCCAAACUCUGUACAACAGCAGCAACAGCAGCAGCAACAAGUGCUGCAGCAACAACAGCAACAGCACCAAGCUCAACUUAUGCCGGCAAGCCCAGCGCAGCUUGGUACACCCUACGGUCGCCAACAGAUGCAAGGCGGUGUGAUGAGCGUGCGACCACCACCGCCGCCUUACGAUCAGCCCUCACCGGCGACAUCCACCACUUCGUCCUAUCUCAAUAAAAACCUUAACAGUAUCGAGGCCGACACUCCCGGACCUAUGCGUGCACCCGAGUCAAACUCGUUGGUAGUCAAUAUUCUGCUUGGCGAUACAGCUUUGAACAUUUUCCGUGAUCACAACUUUAACAGCUGUAGUUUGUGUGUCUGUAAUUCCCAAGGAAAAGGUAUUGGAAAUAUAAAAGGAGCCGAUGCAGGAACGUAUCUUGCUGGCUCCUGGGCUGCUAGUAAUAAUGUCUUCCAGGACGAUGAUCAGUUUAGGUGCAACUGUGGCUUUAGCGCCGUAGUUAAUCGACGCCUGGCGCAUAAAGCCGGGUUAUUUUACGAGGACGAGAUGGAGAUCACAGGCAUAGCCGAGGACCCGGCCGAGAAGAAAAAAGCCUCGCUCGCGACGAUCGCCUGUUGCGACUCGAAGACUGUACCCGAGGGCAUUGAUAUCGUGCCGUCCACUGUCCUCGAACUCCUUCGUGAGCAGUGUCUGAUCGUCCAGAGUUCGGCAAGCAGUCUGCACAAGGCAGCGCGACUCUAUGCCGCUAACCGCACAAAACCCAGCUCGCUCAGUGUUAAUGCCCUCGAGUUUAGUGACAGCAACGAGCUCUCCCUUGCUGCUAUCGACCAAAGCAAACUUGAUGGUUCGCCUGUAGAUCGCAGCCAACGACUGAACGGCGUGCACCGCUGGGCAUUCCUCCGAGCUAAGGGUCCUCAGUGCAAUGGAGACAUCGUGCGCAUCAUGAAGACCGUGCAGCCAUUACUACAGGAGGCCAUCCAGCAGAAAGCCACAAGAAUGUGGGAUGCGCCUUAUACGGUCAGAAUACUCACGUGGCGCGGCUUCCACAGGCUUGCUGGUCGCGAUACUAAGGAUCGUUGCGAGCCACAACCUGUACCGGCACUUGUAGUCGGUUAUGAUAGGGAUUGGCUGUCGCUGUCGCCCUAUGCGCUCAGUUACUGGGAAAAAUUAUUGCUCGAACCCUACGCGGGACCCAGAGACGUGGCUUACGUGGUAGUCGCGCCUGAUAAUGAUUGCGUUGUCGGCAAGGUCAAGACCUUCUUUAGAGAAUUGUCUACUACAUACGAGAUUUGUCGGCUGGGUAAGCACACUCCUAUUGCCAAAACGGUGCGUGACGGUAUCCUCCGUGUUGGCAAGUCCACGACGCAGAAGCUCGCGAAUACCAACAAUGUCAACAACAAGCAACAGCAACAGCAGCAGACUGACGAGUGGUUCAAAUUACUCGGCGACAACCACAUCGGCGAGUGCCUCAGAUUGUACGCUCAGGCUUGUAAUCAAAGGCUCGCGCCUUACCUCACUCAGGUCAUCCAGGACAGAAGUCUAUUUGACUUGGGUGACAUGACCGGCAGCGGUGGCAAGCAGAAUCAAUCAAGCAGUAAUGUAACAGAGACGAUGCCUGCCACGCCGGAUGGUACGCCUAGCAAACCGGAAUCUGUGGAAGGUGAGAACGCGCGAAGCGAAGCACCAUCAGGUGCGACGCCGAACGCCAAUUCGACAGCGGGUAAUACGACGCCUACGUCGCAGAACACGACAAACAAUCCACAGACGACAAUGACGGGCAAUUCACAACAGCAACAGCAGCAGUCGCAGGCCGCAGCCCUGGGACCCGACGAGGAAGAGCUCGAAUUACCUUCAGUCGUCGUUUACCUUGUUGAGCCAUUCUCUUUGGGAGGUGCUGACUGUCCGGAUCGCCGUCGAUUGGCCAUCCUGGCACUGCUACGCGCCUUCGCAGCAGCUGUGAACAAUAUGCCCGAGGGUAUCAGAGGAAAUAUCAGCGUACAGUUGAUAUCGUUAGAAAGUGUCAUGGAACUGGGUCGAGUUCGUGAAAGGCGGAAAAUCCAAGAUGAGAUGAGGGCUUUAGCAUUGAACGUAUUUUUGCAAGGCCGAAGGCUUUUAUCGCACAAUACAGCAGCCAGGAGUCUCACUGGCUUCGGAACGGCCGCUGCAGCAGAUCUCUUCCUUAAAAACAAAGAUUCUCAUAGUAACAUUCUUGCACCUGCACAUCAGGAACGCAACAAAGCAGCGCUGCGGCUAUACGCUCCGGCGUACGUACUAGCGCCUUUGCGUUGUAAAAGCGAGGCGCCCGACUCUUUUGGUACCACUGGUCCCGAAGAGUGCUCAGUUCUCUACCUAAGCUACUGUCUCAGCGAAGACCAGUCCUGGCUAUUGGCUGUCGCCACCGACGACCGGGGUGAGAUAUUCGAGACAGCCACUAUCAACAUCGACAUACCCAACAGGAAAAGAAGGAAACGAGCUUCGGCCAGAAGAGCCGGCCUGCAGAAACUUAUGGAUUUUAUACUCGGUGUAAUGUCUCAAGGGGUACAGCCUUGGAGGCUCGUGGUUGGUCGCGUAGGCAGAAUUGGUCACGGUGAGCUCAAGGGUUGGAGUUGGCUGUUGUCUAAAAAAGCUCUGUUAAAGGCGUCUAAGCAUCUUAAGGAUAUUUGCGGCCAGUGUAAUUUGCUGUAUCCUUCGGCUGCACCUUGUGUGCUUAGCGCCUGUCUUGUUUCCCUCGAGCCUGAUAGUAAUCUCAGGCUCAUGGCUGACCAAUUUACCCCAGAUGAGAGGUUCAGUCAAGCCUCCGUCAACUGCCAACUGUCGACCCCGCAAGACGUCACCUGCACACACAUACUCGUCUUCCCCACCUCGGCCACCACGCAGUCGUCACAAACUGCCUUCCACGAGCAACAAAUAAACGAACCGGAGUUGGGCGAUGACGAGCUCUUUUCCGCGCUGCAUGAGGACCUUCCUGAGGGCAUGGAGGGCAUGACCGACUUUAAUGAUAUUUUCAAUGUUUGGCCGGAACCCGGUGGCGGUGGUGGUCAAAGCCCUAGCGGUAGUCCACGUAGACCCGAAGGUUCACCCCUUGGUGGCGACGGACCUGGAUCUGGAGUUGGAAAUCACGAUGGACCUGGCAGUCCGUACCCUUGCAGUAACACGCCGAGGGCGGCGAAUUCAGAGCAAGUUGAAGAGUCGGGUAACCUACUACAGCAGCCGCUGGCUCUUGGCUAUCUAGUAUCCACGGCGCCUACAGGACGUAUGCCCUCUUGGUUUUGGUCUGCCUGUCCUCAUCUCGAGGGCGUCUGUCCAGUUUUCCUCAAGAACGCUCUUCACUUGCACAGCCCAGCCAUCCAAUCCAAUGACGAGCUGCUGAACAAUCAAAGCGCCGUUAUCUCGCAUGGUCUCGACUCCACACUUACCACCGAUGUGCUCAGAUACGUACUUGAAGGUUACAACGCGUUAUCAUGGCUAUCAGUGGAUGCAAACACGAAGGACAGAUUAUCCUGUUUGCCGGUGCACAUGCAGGCGCUCAUGCAGCUCUAUCAUGCGACGGCAGCCCUCGUCUGACCCACACUUUGCCGCCACAUGUCUUCUUCUCCAUUUUCAAACGCGGGACGACUAUUCUUUGAUACACUCGUUGUCGCGUUUUUGUCAUCGUGCUCACUCGGGGCUUUACGAGAGCGAAGGUCGCCGCCACGAACGCCCUUUACGGGCGCCCUAACUUUUACUGCUAACGUAACUCUUCAUACAAUAAUAGAGAUUAUUAAAUGAAGUAAACGAACGAUGUUGCAAACGUCGGCUACUUAUAUUAAGUAUCUUUGUGAUUUGCAUUGCAGUUUUUGUCUGCACCUUAUUGCAAGGAUUUUAUCAAUUAUUUUUACAAAAAGAAUUUUACUGUGUGCUUUUUCAAUGUUUUUGGUUAAAUAUUUAAGCACGUAGAAACGCUAUUCUAGGCUACAUGUUAUUAUUAUUUUUAGAAAUUUUUUCUACUAUAAAUCAUCCUUUACCUGAAGGAUUACAGUAAUUGUUUUAUUAGAAAAAAUAAACCGAAGAUAACUAUUUUAUUUUUAAUUUAUAUUUUCUACUAAAAUAAUACAUUUUGUUUCGCUCAUGCGCAAAUGUUCACACAAGGCUAAAAUCACAUUCUUGCACAUGUAUCGAACCGUACUUUUUGACACAAUGUGUGCAAAGCUUGAUUUAGCAUACGUAUUUUUGACACAGCGUAUGUAGAACUCGUAGUCAAAAAAAAAAAAUUGUUCCUUGAAAAAGACAAAAUUUACGAUUCAAUAAUUUGAUCCCGAACUUGAUAUUUUCUUUAUUCGAAAUUCGAAUGUAAAUAAACUAUAGCCUGAUUAGAUAAUUAGGAAGAAGUGAAUUUCGAUUAAAAUUUAUUUUCUUACUCGACAUUUUGUGUUUUGUAAUAUUAAUGUCACAUAUUCCAUUAUUCAAGAUUAUUGCAUGUAAUGAAAAAACCUGAUUAUACUUGAAUAAAAAAGUCUUCUCAUUGCAACAUUUGAGAUCGUGACAUUUCAAUUAAACUAAUGUUGAAUUUAUUUUUAAGAAUAAUUAAUAGUGCAGACAUAAAAAACGGAAAUAUUGUCAAUUUGCAAAGUGACGAAUACAAGUAGCCGACUGUUGAAAUAAAAAGCGAUGCGUUAUAUGAUACAUACUCAAAAUAAAAAGGGAAUCGCGUUGCUUCGAUUACGUAUGAGAGUAGUUGAAUUGAAUAUAUUAUAUAUAAUUAUGACGGUGAUAACGAUAAUGAAGACGAUCAAAGCACAAGUUCCCUUUACACUUUUUCUAACAGAUGCCGACAUCGUAGAAAAACUACAAUUUGUGUUCUUAGGCAAUAUUAUGCAUACAUAAUUAAAUGACCAUUCUCGACUGUCGAGAUGUAUAAGGAAUGUAUAAGACAAAAUUAUUAUUAAUUAAGAUUAUUAUAAUUAUUAUUAAUUAUAUUAAUUAAUAGCGAUUAGCGAGGGGUGAAUGGAUAAACAAAAAUAAGAAAACUUAGUUAAAACGUGAAUAAUGGUUGAAAGAGGAGUACAUGCGCGAUUAUUAGUAGAAUGUGCGUAUAUAUGCAGAAAAUGUGACAAAACAUUACAUAGCAAAAAGCGCAAAUGAACAAAGAAAAGUAAGUUAAUUAAGACAAAAGAAAGAAAAAGAGCAAAUAAAUCAAUUUUAUUUGCUAUCUUUCUGACGUUAGAUAGUUCAAUUUUAAAAUGAUAAAUUAAAAAAAAAAUAAUUAAGAAGGAAAUCAGAAUCUAGACGGUUAUGUAUCCAAAUGUUUUAAUUGUAAAUCGAGUUUUUGUACAAAGCUUUUAUUAUUAAUAGCGACGAAGUAAUAUAAUGAUAUUACGUUGUUUUUUAAUUUUAUAGAAGAUAUUGUAAAAGGUGGCAUCUUCCUCACUCUCUCCUGCCGUUUCUUAUAUAUAUAUAUGUAGAAAAAAAAGAAAGAAUGAAAAGAUGACGUGCCCGCGAUUAAUUUUUACUGUACACCUCUUUCCAAGAUUUUUCUCGUAUUCAUUUAAUUCUGCCUCGUACAAGCCCCCGGUGCGCGAAAUUUAGCUAAUUUGACGAAAGUAUCCAUGAAUUGUAAUAGUGUAACAACCACGUGCAAUUUGAUGGGUCAUUGUUAUCACGUUUCCUAGACCCGAGGAGUGCGUGGCAAACGUUUUCGAGACUGUCUUUUGGAUAAAGCAACAGAAAAAUCUAUUUGGAUUUCACAAAGAAAAAAUUGCGGCGAAACAAUGUGUGUGUAAUUAAUUAUAUAGUGUAAAAUAUUGUUUUCUCGAAGAAAGAUAACUUAUGCCGAAGGGAAAAACAUCGCCGAGAUUAGGUAAUUCUUGAUGAAAAAAAAAAAAA
Molecule: messenger RNA, 9682 nt
Organism: Nasonia vitripennis (jewel wasp)
Lineage: Eukaryota; Metazoa; Arthropoda; Insecta; Hymenoptera; Pteromalidae
Gene: skd
Product: mediator of RNA polymerase II transcription subunit 13
Exons: 21
Coding region: 527-7384 (2285 amino acids)
Biological process (GO): regulation of transcription by RNA polymerase II
Cellular component (GO): mediator complex
Molecular function (GO): transcription coregulator activity
Source: RefSeq, a predicted model, not a curated record